UUUAAGCUAAACACGUCACACCUGGCUGUUUCACAAGUUCGAAAGUUACGGAUUUAUUUCUAACUUUUGUAAAGGUUUUGAACUUUUUUCCCUUCUGCCGAUCAACCCCUCGAGUUUGAUGGAGCAUGCGCAGAGCACCCUCCGCUGACAGGGAAAGCGUAUCCCAACAUUUUACUUUCAGUUGAGUUCUAGACCGCGGGACGUGAUCACUAUAUCCUAUUAUCCUGGAAAUACGUCAAAAGUUUUACGACAACUGUUUUCAUAUAUUUUCAAAAAUAGUGGCUUAAAGUGGCGUUAUAAAAUAAUUAUGUGAGUGGUGCAGGGUGCAGUUAAUGUGUCGGGGUCCUUAGAAUGUGAUCGCCUCAGAUAUGGGAGGAGACGUAAUUGCAAAUGUUAAUGGUUUCGGUUCAUUAAUUUAUAAAUGGAAGUGAAAUUAUGGACAUGUUUUCUUAUAAUUCACGUGCAUUUGGCUUCUUCAAUCAAGGAAGGAAGUGGAAACACAAAUCACAAACAACACGCAGAUGAUAAUGCAUCAGUAGAGAACCUGAAGAAGGACACUGAUUUUGAUAGUAAUUUAGGGACAUUAGAUUUUCUAACCAAAAAUAAGCAUCAUAAAGAGCACAAAGAUUAUUUCCUACCUCCAGUAUUUCCAAGUAAUGAGGAAGAUGAGGAUGAGGAGGAAGACGACGUACCCUACGACUAUGACUAUGAUAACAAAGAAUUAAACUACAAAGAUGACGCAGAAACGCAAACUACCAAAGUUGACCUGGGAAGUCCAGAUGUGUUAACCUUCGAUGAUAAAAUACCUAUACACACAGCCAAAGAUAACUUACCAUAUUUUCUACUCGAGCCUGAAAACACUUAUGUUGUCAAAAAUAAACCGGCAACUUUAAAAUGUAGAGCGGCAAAUACGUUAGAGGUUUACUUCAAAUGCAACGGUAUAAAGACUCAAGCUCUUAAUUUUGAGUUUGUGGACCCUCAUACCGGAGUGAGAAUCAUUGAAGGCGAAUAUAAUGUGACAAGGGAACAAGUGGAAGAGUACUUCGGUACAGACAAGUACCAAUGUUCUUGCUUUGCUUGGACCAGCAGAGGCCAUAUAAAGAGUCAACCUGCGUUUGUUGACCUAGCAUACAUAAAGAAGCAGUUCAUAUCGACACCUCAGUCGCAGCUGGUAAAGCAGUACACCCAGGCGUUACUCCGAUGCGAGCCGCCGCCCGCAGCACCCUUCGCCCAGCUCUACUGGCUGAAGAACGGCGCUCCCUUGACUCUGGAUGACAAUGUGCAGACGCCUAAGGAAGGGCACUUGCUCAUCAAACAGGCGUCUUUAUUAGAUAUGGCAAACUACACUUGCGUUGCUGAAAACCUGGCUGGUAAGAGGAUAUCGGAACCGGCGUUGCUGACUGUUUUUGUAAACGGAGGCUGGACACCCUGGUCAGCGUGGGGUGAGUGUUCUUGCGCCGGCCUGUCCCAAGGAGGCAGGCGAAGGGUGAGGACGUGCACCGCGCCACGGCCCCUGAACGGAGGCCAGCCGUGUCUCGGCCCGGCUAUACAGAAGACCGCUGACUGCCUUGACUGCGACCUGGAUGUCUACGUCGAUGGGUUGGAUGAAUUGGCCGAUGAGUCAUCGGAUAUUUUGCUAGGUCGUUGGUCCCAAUGGUCGGAAUGGUCUCGCUGCGACUCGGACUGCCUGCAGUCCAGACGCAGGAAGUGCGUCACCAGCUCGGCGUGCCUCGGCAAGGACUACCAGGUGGCGCAGUGCCCUCUCUGCGUCAGGACCUCCAAGUCGGAUAUGAUCAAUAAUGGAUCAUCGUACUGGCCACUUUUGAUUGCAUUGUCGUUUGCCGUUCUAAUAUUCAUUGUCGUUGCUGUUUUGGGAAUAAAGUAUUUGAAACUGAAAAUGGCUGAACCGUACGUGAAAUCUCAUCCAGGCUCAAACUAUUUCGGAAACGUGAUAAAAAGAACUCUGACGAACCAGCCAGACCUCACCAUACACGAAGAGUUCCAGACCAUGGACUCACGACGCACGAGACACUUGAGCAUGUCCACUCACCGGAACGAACACUUGUAUGAAGUGCCACAGCUUGCUAACAGUUACAUCUCGCCAAUAGACCAAGAGGUAAGAACUGAUCACCGGGCGGAGAGUGUGAGGACGUUCGCUUGCAAGGAUAACACCGAGUCAGACCGCUCUGACUCUAGCUGCUUUUUGAGCUCGGGUUCCUCAUAUGGCAACGAAAGUGUAGAGAUGUCGCCUUCCUUGAAGAACAACGUCUCUGUAAAUUCUAAAACGCUCGCACUCAACUCUAUAGAGACGUCAAUUUCCAAGAUAGUGACUUCGGAAGGCAACUGGUUGAAUUUACAGAAAUGUGGCGUCAGUCUUUUUAUACCGGAAGGAACAAUCGAUAAGGGAGAAGAGCUAUUCUCUAUUGAGGUCGCCGACGAGGAGUGGAAUAGACCGAUACUGCAAGAAGGAGAAAUACAACUGAGUCCGGUUAUCCGCUGCGGGCCGAAGAGCACUCACUUCCGGAAGUCCAUCAUCCUGUGUUUCCCCCACUAUGCGGCCUUGAGGAACGGCAGCUGGUUGCUUUCCAUCCUACAGAGACCUGACGACCACGCCAGGGAGUGGCGGAAAGUUCUAACCCUCGGCCAAGAAAGUCCCGGAGCUCCCGUGUUCGCGCAGGUUGAUCCCGGAAAAGUUUUCCUUGUCGGCGAGUUUCUAAGCGACUUUGUUCUAGUGGGACGAAGUUUCAGCGGUCUAGACGCCAAGUUGCUCAAGCUAGCUCUCUUCGUGACCAAACAAAUGGAGGACGACAACCAUUACACCUUAAAGAUCCAUGUCAUGGACGACACACCCUAUGUGUUUUAUGAUUGCGUAGAAACGGAGAGGAGGCUCGGCAGCACACUCCUCUGUGACCCGAAGACGAUUUAUUUUCAGGAAAACUGCUCUGAUUUGUGUUUCAAUAUCAGGGAAAUGGGAGUCGGCUGGAAAGUGAAAUCUGGGGGGAAAUAUCAAGAGCUGCCGUACAACCAAGUGUGGGGAGGAAACGUGAGGGACUUGAGCUGCGACUUCGUAAUACAACACACAGACGCAAUAAACUGUUUAGAGUUGAACUUGUCCGUGUAUCAGAAACAAAAGCAAGCGAAUUUUGUUAAUUUCAACUUUAAAACGAACGAUUUUAAUUCCAACUUCAGUUGCAAUGUGAAGCGAUUCAGUACGUGCAGUGCCGACGUAAACAAUGUCAAUAUAUUAGAGAAUCCGUUUCAUUACUCUUCGCUCUCUAGAAAGGAAGGUCGAUAUGAUUUUGUUUAUAAGAACAACAGUAAUUUAUUUAGAAGUAACUUUAGUGUAGACAAUAAUUACAGGUAUAAUGUUCUAACUAAGUCGGAUAGAGUGAUCCUGUGUAAGUUAUUGGAUGGCUCGUCUCCUAAAGGUAACGAUUGGAGGCUAUUAGCAGAGAAAUUGAAGGUAGAUUCAUAUUACUAUUACUUCUCGAAUACAUGUUCACCCACUGAGAACGUGUUGAAUCUGUGGAUGUGUCGGAACAAUGACUCCAACAUGCUGGUGAACCUGGCGAGAUUAUUCCGAGAAAUGUCAAGGAUCGAUUGUGCAACUGUAGUUGAGAGACGCUGUUUCCCGAAUUAAAUGUAUUUAAUAUGCUUUGUAAUAUGUAGCAAGAGUUCUAUGACGUUUGAUUGACAGAUGCUGGUUUAUGUCUGGUCAAUAAAUGUAUGGAUUUGACAGCUGUCAUAGGAUCUUGCUAUAUUUUACAAAGUACUUAUAGCCAUUAUUUACUUGCAAUGUUUAUAAAUUAGUACGUACUUAAGUAUCUUAGAAGUGCUUGAUAUUUUAAUAAAGAGUAUGUUUUAAAAACAAUAACUGUAUUGUAAAUAAAUAAAAUGGAUAGUGGAUUGUUUAAUGAACACGUAUUGAAGUAGUGAUUUCAUUUUCAAAUAAACUUUUUGACUAUUUUA
Molecule: messenger RNA, 3969 nt
Organism: Plutella xylostella (diamondback moth)
Lineage: Eukaryota; Metazoa; Arthropoda; Insecta; Lepidoptera; Plutellidae
Product: netrin receptor UNC5C
Biological process (GO): netrin-activated signaling pathway; motor neuron axon guidance
Cellular component (GO): membrane
Molecular function (GO): protein binding; netrin receptor activity
Source: RefSeq, a predicted model, not a curated record